CACACUGUGUGUGUAUGGAUGAGUGCACCUAUGGAUAGAUGUGUGUAUGUGUGCGUGCAGAUACACGGAUCCGUGUGUGUGUGUGUGUGUGUGUGUGUGUGCGGACGUUGCGUCCAGCCCCGCGUAUCCCGGUGCCCCGAACACGCCGCGGUCGGAGCCGCCCCGGGGCGGAGCGCAGCGCCGGGACCUUCAAAAGUGCGGCCGGAUCGUGGGGAGCAGCGCGGAGCCCCCGGAGGAGCAACGUGAGCCAUGAAGACGAACGUGUUUCUCGGCCUCGUCCUCUGCGUGGCGGUGACCGGCUGCCUGUGCCGGCCGGCAGCGAAGGCCCCGGGGGGCUCCCACCGCCCCCCCAACAGCCUGACCCGGCGGGAUUGGCCCGAACCCCCGACCCAGGAGCAGCAGCAGCAGCGCCUCAUGUCCCGCUUCCUGCCCCACGUCUUCGCAGAGCUGAGCGACCGCAAAGGCUUCGUGCAGGGGAACGGGGGGAUGGAGGCCCUGCACGAGCACUUCUACCCCGACUGGAUGGACUUCGGCCGCCGCAGCACCGAGGAUGCAGCUGAUGCUGCGUAGCUCCACGCGGAGCCCCCGCACUCAGCGCAGCUCUGGUCCCGCAAUAAAGCUUUGGCACUCCCAGCUCUGCUGCUUUGACCCGUCCUUGAGGUUGCGGC
Messenger RNA from Coturnix japonica (Japanese quail), 668 nucleotides. Its product is annotated as gastrin/cholecystokinin-like peptide. NCBI's taxonomy places the organism in Eukaryota, Metazoa, Chordata, Aves, Galliformes, Phasianidae. The record is from RefSeq and is a predicted model, not a curated record.